AUAUAUAUAUGUAUAAUUUCCUUUUUUCUAGGAUUAAAAAGUAGUAAAAACUGUUGCAAUUGUUAUUAAUUAUGAAUUUAUUAAAAUUGAAAAAUAUUGAUAAAGAUAUAAAACAAAUAGAAGCAGAAGACAAGUCUAUAAACAGCAAAGUAAAGAAAUCUAAAAAAGUAGAAAAUUUCUAUACACAAGUAUCUAAUAAUUUACCACUAUCUACUACAUCUCAAUCACCUCGCAAACUAUUUCAGCCAUUUUUUCAAAAUGAACAAGAUAUAUACCAUAGUAAUGAAUCAAAUGAACAGGAGGCAUUUUCCGUAUGCAAAGAGAUUCAUUCAAAUUUAAAUAUUAAACAAUAUGUGCAUUCAGAUCAAUAUCCUGUAAAAGAAAAUAUUUCAUCUGAAUUUAAGAGACAAACAUAUCAUUCUAGAAAAGAAAGCAAAUUUUUUUAUGCAAAUGAAUUUAAACAGCAAAAAAGUCUAUCAGAAAUAUGUUUUACAAAAGACUCAAAAACCUCACCACAAUUAUCCCAACAUAAAAAUAUUUCGCCUCCAGAAAAGCAGCAGUUGCCAAAAUUUUUUCAUGUAAAUGAAAACUUUAUAUUGUCAGAUCAUUAUUUAUUAUCUCAAGACUCAAAUUUACCUGUUUCUUGGAAACCGGUUCAACCAAUAUCAAAAGAUAACUAUGAUGAGUCAUUAAUUAUUCCAUCAAGAAAUAAAACUCCAUUAGGCUCUCCGUCAAGAAGAGAGGUAAAGAGCACAAAUAUAAAAAAUCUUUCAAAUAUUCAGUAUAUAAAUGACACAUUUUCUAUGAACAACGAAAUAGAGAAAUCUCCUCAAAGUAUCUCUAAAACUUCAAAAAUUCCAUUAAGAGGUGCGUUAAUAGAAGAAUCGGAACAUACAAAAUUUGCUCGUACAAAUAGAAAAAUACUUGAUUUAGAGAUCUCUAACACAUCAUUACUUGCUCUAAAUAAUACAUUAGAGAAACAAACUCGUCGUCAAAUGUCUGAAAUUAAAGCAUUGCGUAAAAAAAUUGUUCCAGAUAAUAUAUCUAUUACAAGUUCAACUACAAACUCCACAUCGAAUUCUGAAGAAAAUGACUCUUCACAACUAUUUCAAAAUUCAAAUUCAUCUAUAAUAGAUUUUCAAAAAAUUGUAAAUGACUCGUUAUUUUUUACAAAGUCUUUAAAAAAGGCUCUUAAACUUACAAAACAUCUAAUAAAUGAGGGACGACAUGCUUUAGAAAAUCAAAAAGGUAUAGAUAUACCUAUAUACUUGAAAGUUAUGAAAAGGAGCACUAAUUCAGAAGUAUUAAACUAUGAGAAUGCAGAGAUUUUUGAAAAUUCAUGAAAAAGCAUAUAUAUAAAUAAGAAUAUAAAAAUAAAACAUAUGAAUAAUGAAAAUACAAGA
This is a messenger RNA of Pneumocystis murina B123, 1403 nucleotides long. RefSeq lists its product as hypothetical. The record is from RefSeq and is a predicted model, not a curated record. The transcript has 2 exons. Bases 72 to 1343 code for a protein of 423 amino acids. NCBI's taxonomy places the organism in Eukaryota, Fungi, Ascomycota, Pneumocystomycetes, Pneumocystales, Pneumocystaceae.